This is a messenger RNA of Fusarium verticillioides 7600, 1283 nucleotides long. RefSeq lists its product as hypothetical. The transcript has 2 exons. Bases 541 to 783 code for a protein of 80 amino acids. The record is from RefSeq and is a predicted model, not a curated record. NCBI's taxonomy places the organism in Eukaryota, Fungi, Ascomycota, Sordariomycetes, Hypocreales, Nectriaceae.
CCAUAAUAAACCCAUUGUCCUCAGCCCUACGAUGGUGUCCUCCACCACUCACGGCUUUGAUGGAUCCCCUGUCAGCAUCGGCGACAUGGCGCAGACUGACGGAAGCGAAAGAAGGUUCCAUGGCAUCCAUCCAUGACAAGGGCGGAAUAACGGGCACUGCUGGUGUGCUUGCUUGAUCGUCAUGAUACGACCACACAGCACGAACAAACGAACGAACGAACGAACGAACGAACGAACAGGCGUCAGUCAGAGUCAGCCGCUUCCACCGUCUACCGAGAUUCCCUAUCUGCGAUGUGCUUAGUUACCUACCCUUGGCUUCGAUCUAUAGUUGACUCACUUUCUAUAUAACUGUCCAUCUCCUCCUCCUCUGGAUUGGAAUUCUCAUCACCAUCAACAACCAGUUUCAUCUACACUCUAAAACUACUCUACAACCACACUGCAACUCAACACUCAUAUACAACAACUCAGCUCUUUCAACUCAACCCAACUUCUAUUUUCACCCAAAAGUCUCACUUAACUCUACUCUACUCUACAUUCACAAUGGCUGCUUUCACCCUCACAUUUGCUCCCACUACCCGAUCCUUCGGCCGAUCUGGCUACAACAAGGACGGCGACGACUCCGACUCCAAGCCCACAAACAACCGUGGUCGAUCUGGCUACAACGAGCCUGAGGAGGGAGACUCUGGUCGCUCUGGCUACAACGGCCCUGAAGACGAUGAUUCCUCCAAGGGCAACAAGGGCCGCUCUGGCUACAAUGGUCCCAGUGACAAUGACGAGGAGUAAACUCCUUUUUUCCUUUUGAGCCACUUUCCCAAAAGCAUACACAGCGACAGCGCAAGCAUUGGGCGGAGUUUUCUGUUUAGACACUAGUUUCAACAACAUUUGCAUGGAAUGGAGUUUCGUUUCGUUUUGUUAUCAUCAUCAGCAUUGGUAUCGGUAUUUGGAGCAACAAAUUGCAGACAGGGCAUCGCAUAGCGGGAGGAGUUGGAAAAGACGGAAGCAUAGCAUUACACAGCGUUGGCAUGGCAUGGAACUGCAUAGAAGCGAGCAUACAGCAUGGAUUUCCUUUUGCUUUAUUUUUCUUAUCUUCUCGUCUCAAAUUUAUCUUCGCUUUCUCUUUUCAUAACCUGCUAGACCAGGCCCAGGCGGCCCAACCUCGAGUCUUUUUCAAUUUGUUUAGACCAGCUGCUCUCUAUAGAAUAUUCCUCGAUGGAAAAUACAUUUCAACUCUCUUGCCCAUCUCUCAUCACUGUAGUCUUCUUCGCCACGCGCUUAUUUCCCCA